Molecule: messenger RNA, 573 nt
Organism: Hymenoscyphus albidus
Lineage: Eukaryota; Fungi; Ascomycota; Leotiomycetes; Helotiales; Helotiaceae
Source: the annotation of a GenBank genome assembly
AUGAAAUCCACAUUCUCCCUCCUCAUCUCACUCACCCUCCUCACCCCCCUCACACAAGCCCAAACAACCAUCAUAAACAACACGUGCAGCGGCAGCAUCUUCAACAACAUCUGCUGCAUAAACGGCCAAUUCACCGGCCCCGCACUCUCUACCUUCCUCUCCUCCUUCGCAACCCGAGAAUCCUCUCUCGACGCAUCCCUCUCCUCCCAACUAGCAACCCUGGCAUCCCUUUCUCUUCCCGCACCUCUAGCCACCGACGACAUACAAGGCGGGCGAAAUGCUCAGAGGGGAAGUGGCAGCGCGACUGUCACGGCAAGAGCGGUGCUAGAGAAGAGAGUCAUCACUACGGAGGUAUCGCCGGGGUUGACUUGUGUUGGGGACGAGGUUCGGACGCUUGGGGGGCGUGUGAAUGGGAGUGGGACGACGGUUGAGGGGUCGGUGUUGCCUACGCCGGUUAAUGGGGUUGGGGCGGGGAGUACGAGUACUUCUGCGGCUGGGGCUGUGAAUGCGCAGGUGGGUGGGGGUGUGUUGGUUGGUGGUGUGGUGGUGGCUUUUGUUUAUGGGGUUUUGUAG